AGAUAUAUAAUUGGGAUCAGAAUUUCAACGAUCGUUUCAGCCGCAGAAAUUGCAAAAGAAACAGAGAGAGUUAGAUCUCAAGAAAUGAAUCAGAACAUGAGCGCGUUCUUGAUCGGAAUGGUGGGGGCUGCCUUUACGUUGGGCGCUUAUUCUCAGCCAUGGAUGACACCAACGCAAAGCAUCACUACGGGCCUUAUAACUCUUAUGUUUGGUCUCCUCGUCCGUGAAGGUUUCAUCUCCCUUUAGAAUUUCACUAUUUCCCCUUGUUAUUAUUAUUAACAAAUAUCUCUAUCUUUAAAUUUUCAUUUAUGGUUAUGACCAUCAUCUGUUGCUGAGACUCUGAGGUCUUUCUUUCCAGUUCUGAGUUUGUAUUUCCUUUUUUAUAAUACUAAAAUCAUUUUACACAAUACUAUAUAUGUUUGAAUUAUUACUA
Molecule: messenger RNA, 433 nt
Organism: Nicotiana attenuata
Lineage: Eukaryota; Viridiplantae; Streptophyta; Magnoliopsida; Solanales; Solanaceae
Source: RefSeq, a predicted model, not a curated record